AUGCAUAGCAAGGUUGUUAUUAUCGGCUCUGGGCCUGCUGCCCAUACGGCUGCCAUUUAUCUCGCUCGUGCCGAAUUAAACCCAGUUCUCUAUGAGGGUUUUAUGGCGAACGGUGUUGCUGCUGGCGGUCAGUUAACAACUACUACCGAUAUUGAGAACUUUCCCGGAUUCCCCAAGGGUAUUAUGGGUGGCGAGUUAAUGGAUGCUAUGAGACAACAAUCGGAACGAUUUGGUACCAAGAUUAUUACCGAAACAGUAGCCAAGCUCGACCUUUCUUCGAGGCCGUUCAAGUACGAGACAGAGUGGUCACCUGGUGAGGUGCACACCGCAGAUUCCGUCAUCAUUGCCACGGGUGCUUCAGCGAGGAGGUUAGGUCUCCCGGGAGAGGAGAAAUACUGGCAAAGCGGCAUUAGCGCUUGUGCCGUUUGCGAUGGUGCUGUCCCUAUAUUCAGAAAUAAACCCCUGGUUGUUAUUGGUGGUGGAGACAGCGCUGCCGAGGAAGCAACUUUCCUUACAAAGUACGGGAGCCACGUAACGGUGUUGGUACGGAAAGAUCAGCUACGUGCCAGCAGUAUCAUGGCACAGCGGUUAUUGAAACACCCCAAGGUCACUGUUCAAUUUAACACCAGGGGCGUGGAAGUUAGAGGAGACGACAAGGUGAUGACCCAUAUGGUUAUCGAAAAUACAGCUACCGGGAAACGACAGCUAAUAGAGGCCAAUGGUCUAUUCUAUGCCGUUGGCCACGACCCGGCCACAAGCUUGGUCAAGGGACAACUGGAUAUCGAUGAGGACGGCUACAUUAUCACCAAGAAUGGAACACCGGCAACAAGCAUUGAGGGUGUUUUCGCUGCUGGCGAUGUACAAGACAAGAGAUAUAGACAAGCUAUCACUAGCGCAGGUUCCGGAUGCAUGGCUGCCAUGGAUGCGGAGAAGUACCUUGCGGAGCACGAAGUAGACGAUCGAGAGGGGGCUGCUCAGGGCAAAGCUGAGUAG
Molecule: messenger RNA, 993 nt
Organism: Daldinia childiae
Lineage: Eukaryota; Fungi; Ascomycota; Sordariomycetes; Xylariales; Hypoxylaceae
Product: Thioredoxin reductase
Exons: 3
Coding region: 1-993 (330 amino acids)
Biological process (GO): removal of superoxide radicals
Cellular component (GO): cytoplasm
Molecular function (GO): thioredoxin-disulfide reductase (NADPH) activity
Source: RefSeq, a predicted model, not a curated record